Molecule: messenger RNA, 4468 nt
Organism: Humulus lupulus (European hop)
Lineage: Eukaryota; Viridiplantae; Streptophyta; Magnoliopsida; Rosales; Cannabaceae
Product: disease resistance protein RPV1-like
Exons: 6
Coding region: 186-4031 (1281 amino acids)
Biological process (GO): signal transduction; defense response
Molecular function (GO): ADP binding
Source: RefSeq, a predicted model, not a curated record
AUUUUUCAUUAACAUCCCACGAAAUUUCACAGAAAUUCUCACAAAGAUUACCAAGCUUGAUGAACUUCUUUCAAGGCCUUUUAUAAGGUAGGUAGGUAGUCCAUGUUUGCAAUUUGGUUUAUCAUUGUAGUUUUUCUCAUUUGUUCUUGUGAGGUUUAUUUUCUCAAGUUCCAUCAAUAAUAUAUAUGGCACCAAAGAAUAAGUAUGACGUUUUCAUAUGCUUUAGAGGUGAGGAUACCCGUUGUAAUUUUACUAGCCAUCUCCACAAAGCAUUGUCCAAUAACAGUUUACAAGUUUACAUGGAUGAGAGGCUUGAGAGAGGUGAUGAGAUUUCAUCUGCCCUUUUGAAAGCAAUUGAAGACUCAAAACUUUCUGUCAUAGUUUUCUCGGAAAAUUAUGCAUCUUCGAGGUGGUGUUUGGAUGAACUGGUUCAUAUUCUGAGGUGUAAAGAAAGAGAUGAACAGAUUGUUGUACCAAUAUUUUAUCAUGUGAGUCCAUGUGAUGUCAGAAAACAAUUAGGGAAUUUUGGAGUUGUAUUUGGUGAGCUUGAAAAGCGGUUUAAGAACAACUCUGAUAGGUUGACUCAAUGGAGGACUGCCUUAACAUCUGCUGCUAAUCUCUCUGGCUGGGAUGCACCCACUACCAGGUGCGAGUCUGAAUUAAUUGAGAAAAUUGUCAAAGACAUUUUGAAGAAAUUGAAUUUUAUUAUGUCACCAAGUAAUAGUGAUGAUUUGAAUGGUCUUGUUGGAAUAAAGAGGCGUGUUGAAUAUCUUGAAUCAUUGUUAUUAUUAGAUGCUAAUAAAAUCGUAGGCAUUUGGGGCAUGGGUGGUAUAGGUAAGACCACUUUAGCAAGUGUCUUGUUUAAUCGAUUCUCCGGCGGAUUUGAAGGUCAGUGCUUUCUUGAAAAUGUUAGGGAAGAAUGGCAAAAGCAUAAUAUGCUCAAGUUGAGGAAAAAGCUCUAUGCUGAGUUGUUGAAGGAGAAAGGUGAAGAUGUGGUCAACAUCUUUGCAAAGGAGAGACUUUGUCGUACAAAAGUUCUCAUUGUUCUUGAUGAUCUAGAUGAUGUAGAACAGUUUGAGUAUUUAGUUGGAGAUCGUGAUUGGUUAAGUCAUGGAAGUAGAGUAAUUAUAACAACUAGAGAUAAGCAAAUGCUUAAGAAUAUUGGUGUUGAUUGGGUCUAUAUGGCAGAGCAACUAGAUGAAGAUGAGGCUCUUCAACUCUUUACUUCGAACGCAUUCAAAAGAGAUGUUCCACCAUCGAGCUACAUGGAGUUGUCAAAAGCAGUAAUGAAUUAUGCCUCAGGCAUUCCCUUGGCCCUAAAAGUGUUGGGAUCUCAUCUGUAUUCGAAGAGCAAAGAAGAGUGGAACAGUGCACUGAAGAAGUUGAAAGUAUAUCCCAACAAAAAGAUUCAAAAUACACUGAGAAUAAGUUAUGAUGGACUAGACGACAAAGAAAAAGAUGUAUUUCUUGAUAUUGCAUGCUUUUUCAAAGGAAAGUUUAAAAAAUUUGUGGCAAGAUUAUUGGACGAUGAUUGUAUGUUUGCGGAUGUGGUCAGAGUUCUUGUUGACAAAUCUAUCAUAAUCGUGACUCCCUAUGAGAAGAUAUGGAUGCAUGAUUUGAUGCAGGAAAUGGGAUUGGAAAUUGUUCGUCAAGAUUGCAUGAAAGAGCCUGGAAGGCGUAGUAGACUAUGGACCAGUGAUGAUAUAUGUCAUGUCUUACAAAAUAAUACUGGUAGCUCAAAAGUUGAAGGAAUAUUCCUUAACAUGUGUGAAAUUAGAGGGAAGAACAUGAUGAAAUUGAAGUCUACGGUGUUUAGAAAAAUGUACAAUCUAAGACUACUUGAAAUAUCUAGAGAUUUUGAACAAAUGGAGAUGUGCAAACUGCAACUUCCUCAAGGUCUUGAUGCACUUCCUAACUCCCUUAGAUAUCUCAAGUGGCUUCACUACCCUUUGAAGUCUUUACCAUCAACUUUUAUGGCACAACAUCUUGUUGAGCUCAACAUGCCGUUUAGCCAAUUGGAGAAACUAGGGGAUGAAUUACAAGAUCUUGAGAACUUAAAAGUUGUCGAUCUAAGCUAUUCCCAAAAGCUAACUCAUAUCCCAGAUUUUUCUCGCGCUAAUCUAAAGGCUCUAAAACUUCAUGGCUGUUCAAAUUUAGUUGAAGUUCCUUCACUAAGGUUUGAGAGAGUUCAUGAUACGUGUGUAAAAAAGGUUGUAAGACGUAUACCUUUUUCUUAUCCCGAUCGAACCACACCUGUGAUGUCUGAUUCUCGAUCCUGGUUGUGGUUUUUUCCUCAUGUCAUUGACUACUCUGUUUCUAUGUUUGGAUGCUCUAAUCUCAAAGUUCUUUCACAUAUCUCGGGGAAUAUUCAGUACAUUUGUUUACGUUCAACUGCAGUGGAAGAAUUGCACCCUUCCAUUUGGUCACUUCAAAAUCUUUCUAUAUUGGAUCUGAGUUACUGUAAAUCCCUCAAGAAUCUUCCAAAAAUCAUGAUUCAGUUGAAAUCCCUAGAUCAUUUAGAUUUAGAGGGUUGUUUUUCUAUUGACAGGUUCCCUGAGCUUCCCAAAGGCUUGAGGUUUUUAAAACUGACUUUGACAAAGAUAAAACAAGUGUCUGUAUCAUCCUUUGAAUGUCUUCCAUAUCUUGAGGAGUUACAUUUAAAUAACUGCACAAGGCUUGAAUCCUUGCCAACCAGCAUCUGUAAGUUGAAAUCUCUUGUGGUUUUAAACCUGUCUGGUUGCACAGAACUAAAAAGUUUCCCAGAAAUCUUUGAGCCAAUGGAGUGUUUGAAGGAUCUCUCUUUAGGUGGAACAGGGAUUAUCAAGUUGCAUUCAUCAAUUGAGAAACUAAUUGGGCUUCGUUGGCUAUUUUUAAAGGACUGCAAGAAUCUUGAGUUUGUUCCAAACAACAUUUUCAAUAUGAGUGGCCUUGAAUUGCUAAGCCUUUCUAAAUGUUCAAAACUAGAAAGUUUACCAGCUGUGCCAGUUGGUUUUCAUUUUAAGAUUGAAAUAGAUCUUAGUCAUAACAGCCUAUUGAAAUUAUCUGAUUGGAUCUGCGGUUUAUCUUCCACACCAAUGCUAGAUUCAUGUGGAUCAAUGAGUGACAUGAGACCUGUCAGUAUUGAGCCACUUUCUAACAUGAUUUUCUUUAUGUUAGACAAGGGUGAUACAGAAAAAGUUGUUGAUGUUCCCAGUUUCACUGAUUGUUUCAUCUCAUGCCGAUGCAAACUCUCAACCUAUGUUAAAAUGCCAAAUAUUUUUUGUGGCUGCUCAAGAUGGGACACUGAGGAGUAUUAUAAGUUGGUGUUUAAGUUCUUGCUUUUCGUCAUGAAAGAGGCAAUUUAUUUGGCUCUAACAGGUGGAGAAUCAAUAGAGGAAACAAUUUGGCCUAAGUUCCAUUUAUGUUGUCCAGGAAAUAAAAUUAUAGGAUGGUUCUCUGAGCAAACUGAGGGGUCUUCAAUAAAUAUUAAUCUUUUUUCGGAUUGGCAUGGUGCAGAUUUCUUAGGCUUUGCCUUUUGCAUUGUUGUUGAGUUUGAGCACUAUGGUUUUGAUCUUAACAGUUUGAAUUGUCGCUGCGAAUACGUUUUCAAAAUUGGCAAUGGCGAAAGCCAUAGAUGGAGUUGGAACUCUCAGAGACUAGAAAAGGCUAAAGGGGGUGAGAUAGAAAUCAAAUUUCUGAGUUCAGAUCACAUGUUUUUGGGGUAUAUUGAUGAGGACUACAGUGACUGUGUUGAUGCAAUAGAGGUUUCAUUUGAUUUUUACCUUGAACAAAAUGAUUGGGAAGAACUUUUUAAUGUUGGCAAGUACAGAGUAAAAGAGUGUGGAAUCCGCAUGCUAUAUCUUCACCAUGCAGUGGAACUUGGCCUUAUUGAUAUUGAAGAUGGAGAAGAGGAAUUAGAUGAAAUUCAUUACCAAGUUGAGCCAAGAGGAACUGGGUCCUCAACAACUCUUAUAUUUCAUAAACAAACUAUCCAUGUUACAGCUGGCAAAUCAGAGUACCAGUUGAGCUUGCCUCAGGACUUGGGUGUUUAAAUUUUGGUGAUAUCAUAUCUUUGAAAGCUUGUAAAUUGUAGUUAUUAGGCAGAGUGAUAUAUCUCUUGGCUGUCCUGGUUUUACUUUCUUUUAAAUCAAAUAAAAACUUAUGGUCUUUUGGUUUAAAGUAAGUAGUUUUAUGUCACAUAAGUAACCCUCAAUAAGUUAGGGCGUUACAUAUACAAACAGACCAACACUACAAGAAAAAAUAGUAUUCAUAAUACUUAAAAACUGCUAACGGGAAAUAUUCAUAACACUUCUCAAAACGUUAACAUAGCCCCUCUUAUUAAAAGUCUCAUCCUUUCUACAACAGUUUUCGAAUGUUAUGUUCGAUGUUAUCUUAAAAUAUUCAAUAACACAUUUUUAGUUGCUAUCAUAUUAAAAUAAUAACGCUUAGUUAGAGUAAUUGGUUAUAAAUUUGAAGCUUAAUCUUAAAC